This is a messenger RNA of Thlaspi arvense, 594 nucleotides long. The record is from the annotation of a GenBank genome assembly. NCBI's taxonomy places the organism in Eukaryota, Viridiplantae, Streptophyta, Magnoliopsida, Brassicales, Brassicaceae.
AUGGUCCGGAAAAAAAUGACAAAUGAAGAGCAAUCUCAUCUGUGGAUUGUUGUGGGUAUAGUAAGGGUUGCAAAUGAGCUUGGGGCAGGCAACGGAAAAGCUGCGAAAUUCGCGACGAUGGUUUCCGUGGCUACGUCGACGGUGAUUGGCCUCGUCUUCUGGUUUUUGAUUCUCAUCUUCCACAACGAGCUUGCCCUAAUUUUCUCCACCAGCAAACCGGUCCUGGAAGCAGUAAACAAGCUUUCGGUCCUCUUAGCUUUCACUAUUCUUCUCAACAGCGUCCAACCGGUUCUCUCUGUUAAAUGCUUGCUUCUUGAUUUUUACUUUUUGUUUUUGGGAGUUGCCGUCGGAUCGGGAUGGCAAUCCUACGUUGCCUACAUUAAUCUGGGCUGCUACUAUCUGAUUGGAGUGCCUCUUGGAUUUAUUAUGGGAUGGAUUUUCAACCAAGGAGUCAUGGGUGUGCGGGCGGGGAUGAUAUUUGGAGGAACUGCGGUUCAGACAUUGAUAUUGGCCGUGAUUACUUUUCGAUGUGACUGGGACAAAGAGGCAGAAAAAGCAACCAUGCAUGUGAAGAAGUGGUCAGAGAGGACCUGA